Molecule: messenger RNA, 5011 nt
Organism: Mirounga angustirostris (Northern elephant seal)
Lineage: Eukaryota; Metazoa; Chordata; Mammalia; Carnivora; Phocidae
Gene: TXLNA
Product: taxilin alpha
Exons: 10
Coding region: 378-1964 (528 amino acids)
Molecular function (GO): syntaxin binding
Source: RefSeq, a predicted model, not a curated record
GGGCCUGGGGGCCGGGGGAGGGACGGGAAUCGAGCGUCCCGCCACGUCAGUCUCCGGCCCUGAGCCUAUCCCGCGCUCUGCCUGUGGUGAGGGGGCCGUGUAGUGCCGGGAAGCGGCUUCGAGAAAAAGGAGGCCUCGCCUGCCCUACUUCUGGAGCGGCGCCCCGAAAACCUGCCUGGGCGCGCCGUGCUUCCCUGACCGGCCUGAGACGGAACCGUUGGCUCCCUCCGGUGAAAGCCGGCCAGUGUGUUCUAAGAAGCUUUGUGCACCCGGUAUUGGGAUUUCGCCUCCAAGCUGUGAAGAAUUUCCAAGUCUGGAAAAUAGCGAGUGUGCUUGUUUCUAUAGGAUCUGUUCCCAGCCUAGCAUUGCAAACCACAAUGAAGAACCAAGACAAAAAGAAUGGGGCUGCUAAGCAGUCGGGCAACACUUCCAACCCCAAAACCAACCCGGGGCAAGCGGAAGCAGGACCAGAGGGAACCCAGGGGCGGCCCAGCCAGCCGGCUCCUGCGACAGAAGCCGAAGGUUCCUCCAGCCAGGCUCCGGGGAAGACUGAGGGAGCACAAGCCAAAACUGCUCAGUCUGGGGCCCUCCGUGAUGUCUCUGAGGAGCUGAGCCGCCAGUUGGAAGACAUCCUGAGUACAUACUGUGUGGACAACAAUCAGGGGGGCCCAGGUGAGGAUGGGGCACAGGGUGAGCCUGCUGAACCCGAAGAUGCAGACAAGUCCCGGACCUAUGCUUCGCGGAAUGGGGAGCCUGAGCCAGAGACCCCCGUAGUCAAUGGUGAGAAGGAGACCUCCAAGGGGGAGCCGGGUACAGAUGAGAUCCGGGCAAGUGACGAGGUCGGAGACCGAGAUCACCGAAGGCCGCAGGAGAAGAAGAAAGCCAAGGGUCUGGAAGGGCCUUCCUUGCGUCGACAAGUAGCACUUGGCCAGUGGGAUGUCUUUUUUUCUCCUGCUGGUAGAGCAGGGAAGGAGAUCACAUUGCUGAUGCAGACACUGAACACGCUGAGCACCCCAGAGGAGAAGCUCGCAGCUCUGUGCAAGAAGUAUGCCGAACUGGAAGAAGGCGUGCAGCGGGCCCGGGAGGAAGAGGAGAAGCGCAAGGAGGUGACCUCACACUUCCAGGUGACGCUGAACGACAUUCAACUGCAGAUGGAACAGCACAAUGAGCGUAACUCCAAGCUGCGCCAGGAGAACAUGGAGCUGGCAGAGAGGCUCAAGAAGCUGAUCGAGCAGUACGAGCUCCGGGAGGAGCAUAUCGACAAAGUCUUCAAACACAAGGACCUGCAGCAGCAGCUGGUGGAUGCCAAGCUCCAGCAGGCCCAAGAGAUGCUGAAGGAGGCAGAGGAGAGGCACCAGCGGGAGAAGGAUUUUCUCCUCAAAGAGGCAGUGGAGUCCCAGAGGAUGUGCGAGCUGAUGAAGCAGCAGGAGACCCACCUGAAGCAGCAGCUGGCCCUAUACACAGAGAAGUUUGAGGAAUUCCAGAACACUCUUUCCAAAAGCAGUGAGGUGUUCACCACAUUCAAACAGGAGAUGGAGAAGAUGACUAAGAAGAUCAAGAAGCUGGAGAAAGAAACCACCAUGUACCGGUCCCGGUGGGAAAGCAGCAACAAGGCCUUGCUUGAGAUGGCUGAGGAGAAAACACUCCGGGACAAAGAGCUGGAGGGCCUGCAGGUGAAAAUCCAGCGGCUGGAGAAGCUGUGCCGGGCGCUGCAGACAGAGCGCAACGACCUGAACAAAAGGGUACAGGACCUGAGUGCUGGUGGCCAGGGCUCCCUCCCUGACGGCGGCCCUGAGCGAAGACCAGAGGCUGCAACCGCCUCCAGGGAUCAAGGUUGUGAGGGUCCUGGAGCCCAAUCACCAAGCUCCCCGAGGGUCACAGAAGCUCCUUGCUGCCCUGGAGCAGCGAGCACAGAAACACCCGGCCAAGCGGGGCCCCAGGAGUCCACCUCCACCACCGCCUAGGGAACCUGGCACGGGGGGCGUGCUGGGAAGGGAGCAAGCAGCCCAGCCAGGCCUGGCCCAGGCAAGGCUCCCACCGCUAAGCAGUCCAGUGCUGAGGCCCAGGGUGCUCCGACCUGGCUGGCAUCUGACACUUGGCAGUUUUGGAUUUCGUGGGUCAGUUUUACAUACAUACGGCAUAUGUGCAAGGCCUCCUACCUUUCUGUCUCUUAAGUGGAACAUGGGCUUGCACUGGAGGUGGGGGUGUGUACGGGUGAAGUCACUGGCUCUUCUGUGAGCUGAAGAGUCUGAAAGAGGAGCUGCCAUCUGUAGCUGCUGUCACAGUGAGCUGGCAGGACAAGUGACUUGAGCAUUCCCCUGCCUGACUUGAGGCUCAGAUCCCUCCCUUCCUGCCCGUGAGGGCUUGUGACAAGUGAUACACUCAGGCCUUGACUGCAUUUCCCUCGUUAGCAGGGCUUGGGCAGCUCUGGCUCACCUAGCUCCCCUGGAAGCUCCUUUGCUUCUCUUAACCUGGAGAAAGGGGUCCCCGGGCGGGGCCUUCAGAGCUGGGGAUCCAACUGCUGUCCUGCUUUGGACGGGGGACCUGGAGAAAGUUGCUGUGGGCUGGUACACGGUUAGGGAGCCCUCAGGUGGUGCCAGGACCAGGCCAGCGAUGCUUCUCAGUAGCCUUAUCAUUCACAGGUGCCUCUCUAGCCUGCACAAAUGAUUGACAAGAGAUCACCCAAAGGAUGCUUUCUGAAGGUUUCUGUUUUUUGUUUUUGUUUUGCACAUGACAGUGUGUGUAUUGAUCUGAGGAAGGAGGAGGGGCAUUGGCGCAGUUGGCCUCCAGUGCCCCCCACCCUCAACACCCCACCUGGUAUCUUUGCCACGUUGGUGCUGAGCUUUCCUGUUCGGUGAAAUCAGAUUGCAGUUAGGAGGAAGAGAAGGGCAUCUGAUGGUUUUGCCACAAGCUUGCCUAUGUGUUUCGGUCCUGGGAGGCCACUGCUGAUGCCCAUCACCACUGUCUCCAUGUGGCAGUUGCUGGGCCCCGUGCCCAACUGUCCCCUUGGCUUUUAGGAGUCUGUUUCUGCUUCUAACCCCACCGUUAAUGUGCAAUCCUUGAGAUUUGCCCUGGUCCCAUUGCCUAAAGAAUAAGCUGAAGUAUGUCCUUGAUGUCUCAGUUCCUGUGUGGAAGCCCCCAGCUCUUGUCUGGCAGCUGAGGGACGGAAUGAGACUUGACAGUUGAUGAGCCUCAGAAAUCUGCAGGACGGCUGCAGAUACUCGGGUCUGGUGCCCCCACGCCCCCCAGUACUUGCUGCUCUGGACUGAAAAUUUUGCCGGUUGUGUAUUCAUCAGUCUGUACAGAGCAAUUUUCUGGAACAACAGAAUGAGGCACGGGUUGGGAAGCUGGGCUCUGGUGGGCGUGAGGUCCUACACCCUGCCUCUGGCUGGGCCUCGGCUUCAGUGUAGCUGAGGGAGCUGUGGACCAAGAGGCACAGGAUGGUGGAGCUUUUGUUUCUUGCUGGAUUUCCUUGAAGCUAGUUCAUUAUCCUGCAGGUCCCUUCAUCUUCAACAACCAGCCCGCUCUCCAUGCCUUUCACUUCAGUCCCUCACAUAAACAGGUUCAUGAAGAGUGCUCAGUGCGCGUGAAACACGUUAACGACGUAGACCAGAGAUGGCACGGGACCGGCACACCGUUUUUCCUCUGCCCCCGUGGCAGGAGCCCCUGCUGGGCCGUGGAGUGUUUCCCGCUAACCCCUGCUGCAGCCAGCUCAGGACCCCCUGGCAGCCGGGCCAAGUGUGGACACCUACUUGCCCUCCCUGGCUGAGCUCCUCUCCUGUGGACAAGUGUUUCCUAAGAUCUUGCCCUCUGAAAUGGCUAUAUGUGGAAUGGUCCCUGGAUCUGCCGUGUCCUUCCCCAGUAAGGCCUUCUUUCCCCCUCUCCUCCUCCCCCCCGCCCCCCCGCCCGGCCCUUUGUCAGGCUGAGACACACAACCGCGUACAGGGUGUGCUGGGCUCCAGAAGCGCAAGGAAGAGGCAAGCUGCUGCCUGGCCGGUUUCAAGAGCAGGAGGCAUGCGGUAGCCCACGCGAUGGCCUUGCUUGCCUCAGCCACCUCGUGGAGCCCACGGGCUGAGGGGGAAGGCUGUGGGGGACCACGACUGCAGCGCAGCCGCCCCCAGAGAGCCAGUCCAGCUGCUGUGGGGCUGCGGCGAGCAGGGCGGCCCCAGCCGUGUCUAGGCGUCCGGGCCAGGCUGCAGCUGAGGCCCCCGUUGUCCCUCUCCCUCUCCUCCCCGUUGGCCACACCACGCUGAGCACUACAGCGGCUCUGCUUGUUCUGCUUUCCGGCCCCGAGCCUGGGCCGGAUGCGGGGGAAGGUGGCCUGUCCGGAUGAAGGCCGGUGCCGUCCUCCCCGGGGCAGGGCCCGAGCACGUGACCUCCGUUUCGGGACCAAGAGCUGUGUUGGAUCCUUAGGUUCCUAGCGUUUCAGGGGACCACUGCCGGUGAGGCUCGCCGCCCCGAGCCCUUGGCCCUGCUGACGUAACGUGUGCUGCGGACCUUGCCGGCCUGAGAGCCUCGCGUGCACCAGGUUCCCGGGAGGUAUCGGCAGCACUCGUUUUCUUUUGUUUUCCAUGAGGUUUCUGGACCACGGGCUGAGCUCAGGCACUUUCUGUGAGAGGAUGUUCUGUCUGUAAAGACGGUUAUCUCCGCUCCCGUCACAGUGGCCCUGCUGAGGGCCAAUCGAGAGGCCAGUGGACCUGCCCUGGUGGCUGGGGGGGGGGGGGGCGCGGCAAAGCCUACUGAGCUGAUUCUCCAGCUGCUGCCCGGGCCUCCCACCUGAGCAGCACAGAGGUGGCCGCCCCAGGGACAGCCGGGCACCUGCCUGGGGGAGGGGUGCUGCCUUCUGUCCCUGUAACUGCUUCCCAUAUGGCCCGACCUGGCCACCCAGAUUUGUUUUAAAGCUGUGCUGACAGCCUUUUUUUUUUUUUUGUCUCCUUUUGGUAUUCACAACAGCCAGGGACUUGAUUUUGAUGUAUUUUAAACCACGUUAAAUAAAGAGUCUGUUGCCUUA